AUGUCCAACUCUCUCGACGCCCUCAAGGCCUCUGGCACCACCGUCGUCUCCGACUCGGGAGACUUUGAGUCCAUCGCCGCCUACAAGCCCCAGGAUGCCACCACCAACCCCUCCCUCAUCCUCCAGGCCGCCAAGCUCCCCCAGUACGCCCCCCUCAUCGACUCGGCCAUCGAGUACGGCAACAAGGCCUCGGGCGACAUUGACCAGAAGACCGACGCCGCCCUCGACGCCCUCCUCGUCAACUUUGGUACCGAGAUCCUCAAGAUUGUCCCCGGCCGUGUCUCCACCGAGGUCGACGCCCGCUUCUCGUUCGACACCAAGGCCACCAUUGACAAGGCCCGCCACCUCAUCGAGCUCUACAAGGAGCGCGGUGUCGACAAGGAGCGCGUCCUCAUCAAGAUUGCCUCGACCUGGGAGGGUAUCCAGGCCGCCCGCCAGCUCGAGCAGGAGGGCAUCCAGUGA
This is a messenger RNA of Trichosporon asahii var. asahii CBS 2479, 462 nucleotides long. RefSeq names its product transaldolase. Gene Ontology annotation, biological process: carbohydrate metabolic process; pentose-phosphate shunt, non-oxidative branch. Gene Ontology annotation, molecular function: transaldolase activity. The transcript has a single exon. The record is from RefSeq and is a predicted model, not a curated record. The coding region runs from base 1 to 462 and encodes 153 amino acids. Lineage: Eukaryota; Fungi; Basidiomycota; Tremellomycetes; Trichosporonales; Trichosporonaceae. Gene Ontology annotation, cellular component: intracellular anatomical structure.